CCCGUUCCAGUCCGGUUUCCGACCCGGAUACAGCACAGAGACGGCCUUGGUCGCAUUGGUGGAUGAUCUCUGGAGGGCCAGGGACAGGGGUUAUUCCUCUGCUCUGGUCCUGUUAGACCUCUCAGCGGCUUUUGAUACCAUCGACCAUGGUAUCCUGCUGUGCCGGUUGGAGGGAUUGGGAGUGGGAGGCACCGUAUAUCGGUGGUUCUCCUCCUAUCUCUCCGACCGGUCGCAGACGGUGUUGACGGGGGGGCAGAGGUCGACCGCGAGGGGCCUCACUUGUGGGGUCCCGCAGGGGUCGAUCCUCUCGCCCCUGCUGUUCAACAUCUAUAUGAAGCCGCUGGGUGAGAUCAUCAGUGGCUUUGGGGUGAGAUACCAGCAGUACGCUGACGACACCCAGCUGUACUUUUCCACCCCGGGCCACCCCAAUGAAGCUGUUGAAGUGCUGUCCCGGUGUUUGGAGGCCGUACGGGUCUGGAUGGGGAGAAACAGGCUCAAGCUUAAUCCCUCCAAGACGGAGUGGCUGUGGAUGCCGGCAUCCCGAUUCAGCCAGCUGCAACCGCGGCUGGCUGUUGGGGGCGAGUUAUUGGCCCCAAAGGAUAGGGUGCGCAACUUGGGUGUCCUCCUGGAUGAUCGGCUGUCGUUUGAAGAUCAUUUGACGGCCGUCUCCAGGAGGGCCUUCCACCAGGUUCGCCUGGUUCGGCAGUUGCGCCCCUUCCUUGAUCGGGAUGCCUUAUGCACGGUCACUCACGCGCUUGUUACCUCUCGCUUGGAUUAUUGUAAUGCUCUCUACAUGGGGCUCCCCUUGAAGUGCGUCCGGAGGCUUCAGUUAGUCCAGAACGCAGCCGCGCGGGUGAUAGAGGGAGCUGCACGCAGCUCCCAUGUAACACCUCUCCUGCGCAGGCUGCACUGGCUACCUGUGGCCUCUCGGGUGCAUUUUAAGGUGUUAGUCACGACCUUUAAGGCGCUCCAUGGCUUAGGACCUGGGUACUUACGGGACCGCCUACUGCUACCACAUGCCUCCCACCGACCCGUACGCUCUCACAGAGAGGGACUCCUCAGGGUGCCGUCCGCCAAACAAUGUCGGCUGGCGGCCCCCAGGGGACGGGCCUUCUCUGUGGGGGCUCCCACACUCUGGAACGAACUCCCACCGGGCUUA
Ahaetulla prasina is the source of this 1159-nucleotide messenger RNA. RefSeq lists its product as uncharacterized. The annotation marks the transcript as partial. Lineage: Eukaryota; Metazoa; Chordata; Lepidosauria; Squamata; Colubridae. The transcript has a single exon. The record is from RefSeq and is a predicted model, not a curated record.